This is a messenger RNA of Triticum aestivum (bread wheat), 1028 nucleotides long. RefSeq names its product peroxidase 2-like. The record is from RefSeq and is a predicted model, not a curated record. Gene Ontology annotation, biological process: hydrogen peroxide catabolic process; response to oxidative stress. The transcript has 3 exons. Bases 120 to 1028 code for a protein of 302 amino acids. Gene Ontology annotation, molecular function: heme binding; peroxidase activity. Lineage: Eukaryota; Viridiplantae; Streptophyta; Magnoliopsida; Poales; Poaceae.
CUAGCUGAUCACUAGUAGUUCUCUUCUUCAUCACCAGGUGGAUCUUGCAGCUAGCUGUUGCACUUGCAGUUUCUCUGCUUAGAGUUGACAUCUUGAUUAGGCAUCGCGUGUAGUAGGAGAUGGCAGGAAGACGGGUGAACGUGGCAAUGGUGCUCUUGAUAGCUCUGCAUGGGCUGCUGCCAUCGUCCACCAACGCCGCCCUGCAGGACGGCUUCUACAGCACCAGCACCAACUGCACCGUCGACGUCGAGGCCGUCGUGCGGGGCGUCGUCGAGCAGCACGUCUCCCGGUCCGGCGACGGUGGCUCCGGCGCGGGGCUCAUCCGCCUCCACUUCCAUGAUUGCUUUGUCAAGGGCUGUGAUGGCUCCGUCCUCAUUGAUCCGAGCCCCGUCAACCCGGACCCCGAGAAGGCCUCGCCGGCGAACGGCGGCCUCCGCGGGAUCGACGUGGUGGAGGAGGCCAAGAGGCAGCUGGAGGCCACGUGCCCCGGCACCGUGUCGUGCGCCGACAUCCUCGCCUUCGCCGCCCGCGACGCGGCCUACGUCCUCAGCUCCGGGGCGAUCAGCUACGACGUCCCCUCAGGCCGCCGCGACGGGCUCACCUCCGACGCGUCCGACGCCAGCCAGAGCCUGCCGCCGCCGUUCGCGCAGCUCGACGACCUCGUCCGCGCCUUCGCCUCCAAGGGCUUCGGCAUUGACGAGCUCACCAUGGACCCGAGCUACGGCGCCGACAUGCGGUCGCGGUGCCCCGAGGACGCCGGGGCGGAGGAACGGGUCGAGCAGGACCAGGCGACGUCGGGAGACCUCGACGGCCGGUACUUCGAGAACGUGCUCGCCGGGAGGGUGCCCUUCAACUCGGACCGGGCGCUGAUCGACGACGGCGAGACGAGGCGGAUGGUGGAGGAGAACGCGGGGGACCAAGUGGAGUGGGCGGCCAAGUUCGCUGCCGCCAUGCGGAAGAUGAGCGAGCUCACCGGCACCGCCGAGGGCGAGAUCAGGGAGUUCUGCCACGUGACAAACAGAGGCUAG